AUGCAUCCUAAGUUCAUUGCCCUGACUCUCGGCUCGAUCUGCGGUGUUUUUGCAACACUCCCCAGGACAUUUGAGCUUCUUGCAUUCGAAAACGGCCAAAGGAUUGGCUGUAUUAACGGGUACGGCAACUUCAUCACAGGCAGUCUAGCGUGCUAUCCAUUCAACACUGUCGGAACCCCUGUCGAAAAUGUCGCCAUCCGUGGCUACGAGCCCUGCAGCGCAAGCAACGGCAGUCUUGUCUGUUAUCAAGCAGCUGGCCCGUCAUCCCUACUCGGUCUCACCGGCGCCGACCUUGAUCUUAUCGGCAACGGUACACUAUUCUCCGCAGAUUCGUUUCCACAGACGUCUGAUAGGGUCGGCGUUCCUGUAGGUGUCGGUGCUAAUGGAAGCGUUGCCAUGAAUCUCCGGGUUGGGGGUCUCAGUGGAUGA
This is a messenger RNA of Colletotrichum costaricense, 429 nucleotides long. RefSeq lists its product as uncharacterized. The coding region runs from base 1 to 429 and encodes 142 amino acids. The record is from RefSeq and is a predicted model, not a curated record. The transcript is spliced from 2 exons. NCBI's taxonomy places the organism in Eukaryota, Fungi, Ascomycota, Sordariomycetes, Glomerellales, Glomerellaceae.